This is a messenger RNA of Penicillium coprophilum, 1302 nucleotides long. RefSeq names its product M20 family metallopeptidase. The coding region runs from base 1 to 1302 and encodes 433 amino acids. Lineage: Eukaryota; Fungi; Ascomycota; Eurotiomycetes; Eurotiales; Aspergillaceae. The transcript has a single exon. The record is from RefSeq and is a predicted model, not a curated record. Gene Ontology annotation, molecular function: hydrolase activity.
AUGAGGGCAAAUUACUUUUCCGCUGUCGCAUUUCUGGCGAGAGUGACGCUGGCGUCAGAAAGCCAACAACUCCUAGGUGGAAAGGUGGUCCACGAGAACGUGAAAUCCCCAAGCGAGGAAUUGAGCAAGAUUAUCGAUGAAUCUCCUUUCUUGUCAUUCCACAGAGAUAUCGUGCAAAUUCCAUCAAUUAGUGAACAUGAGCGAAGCGUGGGAAACUUUCUCUUGGACUUCAUUCGUUCACAUAACCUAACGGUCGAGAAACAAAUAAUCACCCCGGAGAGUGACACUGAACAAGAAAGAUUCAACAUCUAUGCCUACACUGGGGAAAAUAGAUUUCCCUCGGUUCUUCUAACCAGUCACAUCGAUACUGUCCCGCCAUUCAUUCCUUACUCGCUUCAUCCACCAGCCUUGAAUAACACGGAGAAUUGGACAUUCAAUCGGUCAGACCUCGUUAUCGCUGGCCGCGGAACUGUGGAUGCAAAAGCCAGUGUCGCAGCCAUUCUAUUUGCUGCACUGGAAACACUGGAAGGCAACCCUGACGCCUCGAUCGGGCUGUUGUUUGAUGUUGGCGAGGAGAAAAGUGGCGUUGGAAUGAAACAUUUCUCAAACUCCGAUCUCAACCCAGUACCACCUACCUUCCACACAGUCAUAUUCGGGGAGCCAACAGAGCUUAAGCUUGUCGCCGGGCAUAAAGGUACUCUUGGGUUCAAGAUUGUCGCGAAUGGAAAGCCCGCGCAUUCGGGAUACCCAUGGCUCGGGAAAAGCGCGAUCUCUUCGCUUCUUCCUGUUUUGUCCUACCUUGAUUCCCUGCAAGACAUCCCGCCAGAGAAAGGUGGACUUCUCCGUAGUGAGAAGUUUGGUCAAUCGACUUUGAAUAUUGGGGUUGUGCGCGCUGGCUUAGCUGCCAAUGUCAUUCCUGCAUAUGCCGAGGCGACAGUUUCCGUUCGUCUGGCGGCUGGGAGUCCAGAUGAAACGAGGGAAAUUGUGAGGAAGGCGGUUGAAGAGGUGAAAGGUGGUGAUGGAAGCGUCUAUCUUGACUUCGGGAAUACUGAGAACGGCGCUCCACCGCAACAUCUUGAUGUUGACGUCGACGGGUUUGACGUAACUACUGUCAACUACGGGACUGACAUUCCUUCAUUAAAGAUCAAUACUCAAGGAGGUCCAAAAGUGAAGCGGUAUCUUUACGGCCCAGGGAGUAUCCAUGUGGCCCAUGGCGAUGACGAGGCGAUCACCGUGGGAGAGCUUGAAGAGGCGGUGCGAGGAUACAAAAGGCUGAUCUCGGCCGCCCUGGAUACCCACUAG